UCUGACGAGCAAAGAGCUCAAGCUGCACCAACCACCACCGGCAGUUUUUUUUUCUUCCUUUUUUUGAGCAAGUUUCUUUUCUUGCUUCUUGCUACUAGCUUUAUCAGUGUCAUGUAGUCGUAGAGUGUAUUUAAUCUUCAUGUUGUUUCUUUUCUGAAGCCAUGUAGUCUUCGAAUGUAUUUAAUCUUCAUAUUGUUUCUUUUUUGAAAAGCUAUUUUUGAAAAUAGGAUAUUGAUUUCUACAAUAAAUUUUUAACUUCUUCGAAAAACAUCUCUAAACGAGUUUCUCAGUUUUAAUUCAUUUUAAUCAGAAGCAGACUUCUAAUUUCUUCAGAAGACACUUCACUGUAACUCUAUUUAUUUUAGCUUUUAGCUUUUAACAGUAACAAAGAUAAAAUUAGAAGCAGAAAACAAACGAGACUUUAAUCUUCAUAUUGUUCAGGUGGCCUGCCUCCUCAAGAAGCUGGAGAGCAACUAGACAAGCACUUCGAUAUGCGCACACAGACAACUCUAGAAGAGCAAGCAGCAGCACAAGCAGCCGCUACUACUUCAGAUCCUAAUACAAAAUUCAGGCGGCUCCAAAAGAAAUCCCACCCUGAUGGCUUCUCGUAUUUGCAUCAGGAGAAUCAUCUCAAUCAUUGUCACAUUUGUUUCCUUCCUACUCCUCGUCUCCUUCUCCUCCUUCCCCGCCUUGGCCUCGGCCGGAGGCGGCAGCAAUGGCACACGGGUGGCAUUCCGCUCGGGCGAGGAGCUGCUCAGGUUCCAGAGGAUUAAGGCCCAUCUGGACAAGAUGAUGAAUGCCUCCGUCAAGACGAUCCAGAGUCCGGACGGCGAUGUCAUAGACUGCGUGCCCUCUCACCUGCAGCCCGCAUUUGAGCAUCCCAAGCUGAGAGGGCAGAAGCCAGAGGAUGCGCCUACUGAGCGGCCAAGGAUUACUGCUGUGCAUGGCGAUGCUGAUGCGGCGGCGGAGGCGGCAGACGACGGGGAGCAGGGCCUGCCGCAGGCGUGGUGGCGCUCCGGCGAGUCUUGCCCGGAGGGGUCCAUACCGGUGGUGCGGACAACGGAGGAUGAUUUGCUGAGGGCCAGCUCCGUCGGGCGGUUCGGGAUGAAGGCCCGCGGUGGUGGCUUCGCGCGGCGAGACUCCACCGGCGGCGGCCAUGAGCACGCGGUGGGGUACGUGUCGGGGGCCCAUUUCUACGGCGCGAAGGCGAGCCUGAACGUUUGGCCGGCGCAGGUGGCGUCGCCGGCGGAGUUCAGCCUCUCGCAGAUCUGGGUCAUCUCCGGCGCCUUCGGCCACGACCUCAACACCGUCGAAGCUGGGUGGCAGGUAAGCCCUCGGUUGUACGGGGACAAGAGCCCAAGGUUCUUCACAUACUGGACGAACGAUGCGUACCAGGAGACCGGUUGCUACAACCUGCAUUGCUCGGGCUUCGUGCAGACAAGCAACCGGAUCGCCAUUGGAGCAGCCAUCUCGCCCAUCUCGGCGUACAAUGGCCGGCAGUUCGACAUCACCAUCCUCAUAUGGAAGGACCCGAAGCAGGGCCACUGGUGGCUGCAGCUGGGCUCGGGCGCGCUGGUGGGGUACUGGCCGUCGUCGCUGUUCACCCACCUGGGCGCGCGCGCCGACAUGGUGCAGUUCGGCGGCGAGGUGGUGAACGCGCGGCCGCCCGGCGCGCCGCACACGACCACGCAGAUGGGCAGCGGCCGCUUCCCGGGCGAGGGCUACGCCCGCGCGGCCUACUUCCGCAACGCGCAGGUCGUCGACUGGGACAACAGCCUCGUCCCGGCCGCCGGGCUCCGGCUCAAAGCCGACCGGCCGGGAUGCUACGACAUCGCCGGCGGCAGCGGCGGCGCCUGGGGCGCCUACUUCUACUACGGCGGGCCCGGCAGGAACGCAAGGUGCCCGUAGCUAGCUAGAAACGGAACGGAACGGGUGUUACGUUACGUGCGCACCCAAGCACAAACAACAGAGGCUCAUUCCAGCAAAUACUCCGCGCUAUAUAUAUAACAAAUCAAAGCUUUGAUUUUAUUUUUUUUGGUUCUAUUCUCUGCAUGCAUAUGAUUAUAUGAAUAUAUGGUUCUUGAUGGCUCUCUA
Messenger RNA from Phragmites australis (common reed), 2094 nucleotides. RefSeq names its product protein neprosin-like. Bases 598 to 1908 code for a protein of 436 amino acids. The record is from RefSeq and is a predicted model, not a curated record. Lineage: Eukaryota; Viridiplantae; Streptophyta; Magnoliopsida; Poales; Poaceae. The transcript is spliced from 7 exons.